Alosa sapidissima (American shad) is the source of this 3371-nucleotide messenger RNA. RefSeq names its product glutamine--fructose-6-phosphate aminotransferase [isomerizing] 2-like. Gene Ontology annotation, molecular function: L-glutamine:D-fructose-6-phosphate transaminase (isomerizing) activity; carbohydrate derivative binding. The transcript has 20 exons. The record is from RefSeq and is a predicted model, not a curated record. The coding region runs from base 122 to 2257 and encodes 711 amino acids. Gene Ontology annotation, biological process: UDP-N-acetylglucosamine metabolic process; fructose 6-phosphate metabolic process; protein N-linked glycosylation. Lineage: Eukaryota; Metazoa; Chordata; Actinopteri; Clupeiformes; Clupeidae.
AAUGCUGUCACUCAGCAUACCAAGAUCUCACUGUGGACACUAAGGAAGAACUGCGCAUCAAAGGCAUUACAGAGUGUACAGGACCACGAACUUUUAUACAGUUUAAGAGAAGGACAACAUAAUGUGCGGAAUAUUUGCCUACCUGAAUUAUCAAGUGCCCCGCACAAGGAAGGAGGUCUUUGACACCUUGGUGAAAGGGCUCCAGAGGCUGGAAUACAGAGGAUAUGAUUCCGCUGGCAUUGCAGUGGAUAGUCCAGGCAAGACCACAAACAAGGAUGCAAACAGUAACAUCUGCCUCAUCAAGAAGAAGGGCAAGGUUAAGGCUCUGGAUGAGGCGCUCUACAAUGGAGACUCCAUGGACCUUCAGGAGGAGUUAGAGACCCACUUUGGUAUCGCUCACACUCGCUGGGCAACGCAUGGAGAACCCAGUCCCAUUAACAGCCAUCCUCACCGAUCUGACAAAAAUAAUGAGUUUGUAGUCAUCCACAAUGGAAUCAUCACCAACUACAAAGAAUUGAAGAAGUACCUGAACUCCAAAGGUUAUAAGUUUGAAUCGGAGACAGACACGGAGGUCAUCCCCAAACUGAUUAAAUAUGUCUAUGACAACAGGGAGAAGGAACAUUUGUCCUUUUCAACUCUGGUCGAACGAGUUAUUCAACAGUUGGAAGGCGCCUUUGCUCUUGUCUUCAAAAGCAGCCACUUUCCAGGGGAGGCUGUGGCCACCAGGAGGGGAAGCCCACUGCUGAUUGGUGUACGGAGCCAGUUUGAGCUGCCCUCUGAGCACAUCCCCAUUCAGUACAACAGUGCUCCGUACUUCUCUGUCCUGCAUGAUGGGCCCAAGGCCUCUAGGGGCCCUGGGACUCUGAGUGAGCUGGAGCCCAUAGCACGUAUUCAAGAAGGAGUUCAGGAGAGGAAUAGUCGGAACAAGACAGACUCUGUAGUGGAACAGCAGGAAGUUGUGGGUGGGAAGGCUGUCGAAUACUACUUUGCCUCAGAUGCCAGUGCCAUCAUUGAGCACACCAACAAAGUGAUCUACUUGGAGGAUGACGACAUCGCAGCUGUGAUCAAGGGGAACCUGUCUCUGCACCGUAUGAACCGGCAAACAGGAGAUUCCCCCUCGCGGGCCAUCCAGACCCUGCAGAUGGAACUGCAGCAGAUCAUGAAAGGUAACUUUGAAGCUUUCAUGCAGAAGGAGAUCUUUGAGCAGCCAGAGUCCGUGGUGAACACGAUGAGGGGCCGGAUCUCCUUUGAUGGCAGCAAAGUGAUCCUGGGAGGCCUGAAAGAUCACCUGAAAGAGAUCAAGCGCUGCAGGAGACUCAUCAUGAUCGGCUGUGGCACUAGCUUUCAUGCAGCUGUGGCGACCAGGCAGAUCCUGGAGGAGCUGACAGAACUUCCAGUUAUGGUGGAGCUAGCCAGCGACUUCCUGGACCGAUACACACCUGUCUUCAGGGAUGAUGUUUGCUUCUUCAUCAGCCAAUCGGGUGAGACGGCUGACACACUCAUGGCACUUCGGUACUGUAAGGACAGGGGAGCUUUAACCGUGGGCAUUACCAACACAGUGGGCAGUUCCAUCUCACGAGAGACAGACUGUGGUGUGCACAUCAAUGCUGGGCCAGAGAUUGGCGUGGCCAGCACAAAGGCAUAUACCAGUCAGUUUGUGGCCAUCAUUAUGUUUGGUCUGAUGAUGAGCGAGGACAGAAUCUCAAUGCAGAAGAGGAGAGAGGAAAUCAUCAUUGGGCUCAAAGAUCUCCCAGACAUGAUUAAGAAAGUGCUGGAACUGGAUGGAAAGAUCAAGGGCAUUGCACAGGAACUCUACCAGCAAAAAUCCCUGUUGGUCAUGGGUCGAGGCUUCAACUACGCCACCUGCCUAGAGGGGGCACUGAAAAUAAAGGAGAUCACCUACAUGCAUUCAGAGGGCAUCCUGGCUGGAGAGCUGAAGCAUGGGCCACUCGCUCUGAUCGACAAGGACAUGCCGGUCAUCAUGGUCAUCAUGAGGGAUGCUUGUUACACCAAGUGCCAAAAUGCCUUACAACAGGUCACUGCCAGACAAGGACGACCGAUCCUCAUCUGCUCCGAGGAUGACCCAGAGACCAUAAAGUACGCCUACCAGACCAUUGGGCUGCCCCACACGGUGGACUGCCUGCAGGGCGUCCUCAGCGUCAUCCCCCUGCAGCUUAUGUCCUUCCACCUGGCUGUGCUCCGGGGAUUUGAUGUGGACUGUCCCAGGAAUCUGGCCAAAUCCGUCACUGUGGAGUAAAACAGAGCAAUCGGGGAUCUGGAGGAGUCUUCCAGUACAUAGUGCAAUUAAGUGUGUGUCUAUGUGUACGAAGGUGUGUGUGUGUGUGUGUGUGAGAGAGAGAGAGAGAGAGAGAGAGAGAGAGAGAGAGAGAGAGAGAGAGAGAGAGCAGGGAUAGGGAAUUGUGAAGGUGAGAUGGGGACAUGAGCAGUGAAGCAUGAGCAGCUGUGUACUGUAUGUGUAUGUGUAUGUGUAUUUGUAUAUGGGUGGGUUAUUGUGGGGAUACUGUAUGUUUAUCAAACUGAAAUGUGAAACUCCACUUUGAAUGAAAGAACUCUGAAUGGAGAACACAUCUUAAUACUGAUAGUCACUUUUAAGAAGUUGCUUUUUAUCCCAAAGGAAUUAUAUAGUUUACACAAGGCAGUUCUCAAGUAUUUUGCAACCAAUCUUAUUACAUAAUGAGCCAGAGGAAAGCGUUUUGACGUGCUCACAUGGUGAUCUGAAGUACUUGUUAAUGUGCAAUAUUGUCUGACAUGGGAAGUUAGUGGCCCAGAGGUGAUGUCUCUCAUAUGAAGGUAAGAUAUACAUAAAUGCAUUCCAUUCUGUUAAACAUAUUCUGUACGAUAAAUUGCAUACACGUACACGACAAAAGUUUAUUUCAUGUGUUAGAAGUUGAUAUCAGGCACCCUGACAAUGGUCAUUUGCAAGCUUUCACUGAAGAUGUGUUAGCCUCCUCUCCAGAAUUUGUGAACAGAUCAGUUGAUUCAAAUCAUAGAAUAGUUUUCUUAACAGAUGGCACAAGGGUAUCGGCUAUGAUUUGUGUAAAGCUUUAUUACUCUCAAAGAGUUAAAGCUCUUAUAUGGUUUAUCAGGUGAUUGUGACUGUCCUAUCCAUGGGGAUCAAUCAGUAGGCCUAACUUCCAUAUCACUGGUCUAUAAUUGUUUCUUUUUAGGUGAAUCUUAUUGUAAGAUCAAAUUGCUAUUUUUAUUAUGUAUUUAUAUUUAAAAAAGUAAACUUUUUAUUUGGUGAUACAGUUGUAGAGUCAGAGUGGGACAAUCAUUAACUUUGCGAUGUGUCUUUCUGUAAUGUAGUGUGUAAUAAUUAAAUAAAAAAUGUCAAGAAGAAUUCUGAAAAA